This is a messenger RNA of Cladophialophora carrionii CBS 160.54, 639 nucleotides long. RefSeq lists its product as uncharacterized. The transcript has a single exon. NCBI's taxonomy places the organism in Eukaryota, Fungi, Ascomycota, Eurotiomycetes, Chaetothyriales, Herpotrichiellaceae. The coding region runs from base 1 to 639 and encodes 212 amino acids. The record is from RefSeq and is a predicted model, not a curated record.
AUGGAAAAUCUAACGCAAGCCGGCUACGACGUCCCACCCGGUGCUGAAUGGUUACCCAUCCACGAUUCCCUGAUCUGUGAAACUUAUCGUGCUUUCACAGUCAAUAAAACUACCAUUGUGCCCCAAGAGGAUAUGUAUACGUACGGCUACUCGCUGGACGGCUUUUUCUCCAGCUUCUUCACCGCGGGCUCGGUGAGUUGGCACAUGGACGCUAACACCGGCGCCAUGACUUACAAUAGCUCGACGGUCUCUGAGGGCUUCUACAAUUCCGGCAAGGCGACUUUUCAGUCUGUAGACGGCAUCUUCGCCAACAUGUCGAGAAGCAUGACGACGUAUAUCCGGGGUCACGGUGACGACGGUUACUCCACACCAGCAUCGGGCGACGUCGUCACGACCCUCACGUGUAUCCGGGUGCGCUGGGGUCUGAUUGCAUAUCCGGCGGCCUUGGCAGCCGUGACCAUUGCUUUCUUCGUAGCGUUGGCGGUUCAGGACGGUAUGCCCAGCGGGAGCGGCGCGGGUCUGGACCACGAGUUGAAAGGAAACCCGCUCGCCUUGCUGUUUUGUGGAUUCGAUGACAGGACGGCGAGGCGAGCAGAGUCGAGGCCCUAUCGGGCAGUGUGGGCACAACGAAGCUUGUGA